UGUUUUUAGUGCAUUUUCUUGGUUUUUAGAGCGUUUUUCACAAUUUCUUCAUAAAAUGAACGAAAAUUGUUGUGAUUCACAAGAAACUUUCGGCAAACUGUACAAGUAACCGUAUAAUAAACAAAAAAAAAUACAUUACUGUAGUAUAAUUUAAAUUUAUUUUUCUAAUCAAUAAAAUCUGUUAUUAACUAUACAUUUUUAAUACAGCUGUGUAGUUGUCAGGAUAAUUGACAACCUGGCAUUAAUUGAACAUAACUCAACUUUUUACUUCCAUAAUGGACUUGUAUACAAUGGCGAAAAAUUAAAUUCCACAGAGUAUCCAUUCGUAAUGUAUAUUGAACUACACAAUAAAACUUCCAAAAACUAUACAAGUUGCACAGGCACAUUAGUAAAAAAAUUGUUUGUAUUGACAGCUGGUCACUGUUGUUUUAACUUCAGUGCAACUGAAAUUCAAAUAUGUCAAGGAUCACCUUUAGUUCGUAAACGUGCAGACUAUCAUAAAGUUGUCAAAAUCUACAUACACAAAGAAUUUAAAAUGUCAAAUUUGAUUAAUGACAUAUGUGUGUUGAAAUUAGAAAAAGGAGCAUUCCCGAAUAUCAAGAAAUUUUCGAAAAUUGGUGGAUCUCCUAAAGAUUUUAGAAAUGGUAACAAGUUGAAUUGUACAUUGAUUGGAUUUGGUUUGACUGGAAACAAAAAACGAAAUGGUGACACAGGAUAUACAAUGACCAAUGAUAUCAUACAUGAUGAAACUACUUGUAUAAACGGAAUUGAAUCGUUAUGGCAUCAACGGUUAUGUGUAGUGCCGUUCGGUAAGUCAAAGCCUUGUCAAGGCGACAGUGGAGGUCCGAUGAUUUGCAACAAUUUGCAAUAUGGAGUAUGCAGUCAUGGGUAUCCCUUAAUCGGAUUGAACCAAGACUGUAACUAUAAUGCCACACAGUCGGUUUAUAUGUUCAUUAAUUAUUAUGAAAAAUGGUUAAAGGAGAUAAUGGGAUCAAAAAAAAAAAAAAAACGAAGUUCUGGGAAUUUGCUUAAGCCACAUCAUUACUUAUUGCAUAUUAUAUUAACAGUAUUAUUGUGUAAUAUCUUGACUUUUAUUUUAAAUUAAUAUGAAUAUUAAAAUAAAAAAUUUUUAUGAUGGAAAAUCUUGUUAGUUUACAUCGUAUACGGAUGCAUGUCAAAUCCCGAAAAAUAAUUGUAUGGCCAGUAAGAUUCCGGAAUGUAAAUAUUUGGACGGUAAAAAACCAGAAAAUAUAAAUUUUCGGACCGUACGAAUCUGUAAAGUAUUAAUUCGCAGAGUGUAAAGGCCCGGACCGUUAGAAUCGGGUGGUUUUAGUAUUUUUACGGUCCGUGUGAUUAUUUUCCGGAUAUUUAUGGCGUCCCAUGUGCCAAAUGCAGUAUAUUACUAUUUUAUAUUAAUUAUUACUAAUUCCAAACAAAAUGU
Messenger RNA from Acyrthosiphon pisum (pea aphid), 1441 nucleotides. Its product is annotated as mast cell protease 2-like. Gene Ontology annotation, molecular function: serine-type endopeptidase activity. The record is from RefSeq and is a predicted model, not a curated record. Bases 329 to 1105 code for a protein of 258 amino acids. Gene Ontology annotation, biological process: proteolysis. Lineage: Eukaryota; Metazoa; Arthropoda; Insecta; Hemiptera; Aphididae. The transcript is spliced from 5 exons.